Molecule: messenger RNA, 1255 nt
Organism: Tripterygium wilfordii
Lineage: Eukaryota; Viridiplantae; Streptophyta; Magnoliopsida; Celastrales; Celastraceae
Product: GEM-like protein 1
Exons: 4
Coding region: 152-1018 (288 amino acids)
Source: RefSeq, a predicted model, not a curated record
CUCGAUCGACUGCACGCCUGGAGCCUGCUCUCAUUCCCAAUUCGUUUUCUAGCGAUACAGAGAUCAGGCCGAUAAUCCCUAGAAAUCGUGCUCUGUCUUGUUCGAAUCGAACUUCUUGAUUAACUCGUCGUUCGACUUCUGUCCACAAAACAUGAAUCAAAACCAGAGCGAUCAAGCCCACACAGCGAAACCAUCUUCAGAAUCGGACCGAAACCAAAACCUUCACUCCACCGACUACGCUCCGUAUCCGAAGCUCGACCCAAAAGACGUGGCUCCGCUACCGGAGAAUUGGACCAACGUGUCGGUGGGUCCAUCCGAAUCUCAGCCCAAACAGGCGAGUGCAGAACAAGGAUCGGCACCAAUUUCCGGCAGUACCGCCACGACCAUGCCGUCGGAGUCUAAUCCCUACGUCACUUCUGCCCUGACUCAGCCAUCUAAGAAUAAAAUGGAUUCAGUGAAGGAUGUGCUGGGGAAAUGGGGAAAGAAGGCGGUGGAGACUACAAAGAAGGCCGAGGAUCUUGCUGGGAAUAUGUGGCAACACUUGAAAACAGGUCCUAGUUUUGCUGAUGCUGCUGUGGGAAGAAUUGCUCAAGGGACUAGAGUUCUUGCUGAAGGUGGUUAUGAGAAGAUCUUUCAAAAUACAUUUGAGAAUGUGGCGGAGGAGAAACUUUUGAAGACAUAUGCAUGCUACCUAUCCACUUCUGCUGGUCCUGUUAUGGGGGUUUUAUAUUUGUCCACAGCAAAGCUUGCUUUUUGUAGUGAUAAUCCUCUAUCAUACCAAGUUGGUGACAAAACUGAGUGGAGCUAUUAUAAGGUGGUUAUUCCAAUAAAUCAGCUGAAGGCAGUAAAUCCAUCUACCAGCAAUGUCAACCGAGGCGAAAAGUAUAUUCAGGUUAUCUCUGUUGACAACCAUGAAUUUUGGUUCAUGAGCUUUGUACAGUAUGACAGUGCUGUAAAAAAUCUUCGAGAAGCCUUGCAAUCCAGUGGUAUCAGGGUUAAAAGCUUCCAUGGUAAUUAAAUUGUGGCUUAUGAUCUAUAGCCUUGAUAAAUGUCCUGCAUGCGAUGAUGGGAAUAUAUGGUGGAGAAUAUUUAUGUUGAUAUUAAGCUUGCAUUUGUUGGUGUGCCUGUAGUUCUUCGUUUGUUACUGGAACCCAUUGGUCGUAUAUUCAAUAUACUGCAAAUAUUUAUUUGUAUUUACCAAUACAAAUAUAUAAAUAGAUAGUACAUUGGGUUUUGCACUGGGCCCUAUAUGCCA